AUGCAUGUAAGACAUACACUGACUUCGCAUCUCCACAUCUGUAGAGGAUUCACGAAAGCCGGUGAUAGAGAGCGCCAUUUGCUUGUUCAUUGCGAAACGACACUAGUCUGUGGCUUUUGCAAAUUAUCGCCCUCUCAUCGGGCAGUAUUUGGAGAAGGCCUUGAUCGGGUGUCUGAAUUUCUGAAACACUUGGUGUGGUGCCAUUACGACGAUUUCUCGUGCCCACCAACAAAGUACUCCGGUAUGGAUCCUGCGUAUUCCGAUCUAGCAGAAUGUCCUAUCUGUAAAACAAGUUUUACAGCCGGAUCAAUGUACGAACACCUGCCGGAUUGUGUUGGCCGCGAAGUGACAAGGAUGGCGGAUUCAAGCGUUUGGAAAUACCGAGCGUCAGAUGAUGUACAGUGCGAUACAUCCGUCAAUAUCACGACACGACGAGGGACGUUGGUAUCCAAAUACAAUGAAGGGAGACCGUCAGUCCAUGACACGCAAAACGAAUUCGAUGAACAAUCAGAGCUCACGUAUCUGGGGUGCGGAGACAUUGCGGAACUGACAGCAUCGUCAAGUCGCCUCUCUCUUGUCUCAUCUAGGACAACUACAUCAUCUGAAGAAGAGACAGACUGCUCUGAAUACAUAUCAUCUAGAGAGAACUCUCCGGCUGUUUCACAGAUUUCCAGCCAGGUAGUGUCUGCGAAGCGGCGACUCGUGGAUGCUAUCAUGGAAGAGUUCCAGAAAGUCUUCAGCGCGACCCUCCGAAACCAUGCCACUAAUGAAGCCAACCCAAGUUCUAGUGGCAAUACAACAGGACAUCCUACAGGUGUACCCGCAUAUUCAGACACUUCAUUCAUAUCCAGGAAGCGCAGCUUGAGUGGAGAUGGCUCAACUCCUCCAGAUGAUGGCGACGAUUCAAAUAAGAGACGUAGGCCAGACUCUGUAUCUAAAGGCAAGCAACCUAUUUCGGAACUCCGAUUCGCAUGCCCUUAUUACAAACGCAACCCAGGUAGACAUCAAACCUUCACAUCUUGCAGGGAUCCAGGCUUCACGACAGUAGCGAGGUUAAAGGAGCAUCUAUACCGGCGACACUUACUACCACCACAAUGCCACCGUUGCUGUACGACGUUCACCAAUGAUAUUGCACUUCGAGAACAUCAACGCGAUCCGAACGGUUGCGAGCUGCGUGAGCAGAUACCUCUGGAAGGAUUCGAUAAAGAACAAGAGAAAAGAAUGAAAAGCAAGAAAGGCAGCCAGAUGCACCACAGCGAAGUAGAGAAGUGGAAAGCUGUAUACCGUAUUUUGUUCCCAGAUGACCAUGAUGCAGACAUGCCAAGUCCUUACAUCGAAUACCAACGCAAUACUGCGAGCGCAGGCGAGCCAUCAAGCAGCACCCGCUUCCAAGAGUUCUCGCGUCUCGAGCUUCCACGUCUCGUUCGCCGGACACUAGAGAGUAUAGUAGAACAUGAAGCCCAGCCACUGGAGGACAGGCUAAAGGAACGACUAGUGGACAUUGUCAGGCAAUGUCAGAUGCAGCUCGAGACGAUGUUUCAAACAGCCGCUGGGCCAAGCAAUACAAGGGCAGGAGCCACUUUGAGUCCGAGAGCUAUACUGUCGGAGCAAGUCAUUGAGCGCCACAUCGAUACGCAUCUACCUACCACGCUCGGCGGCUCUGUGUCAACAAAUUCACAGCCGACAUCAGAAGUCGACCCAUCUCAACUCCAAAUCUACGAACCAUCUUGCCCAGGCGGAGUGGUUUUUGAAAUGGCCGAUCUUAUAUCUGAUUCUUCAGAUUCGGGCUACGAUUCUACCAGCCUAGCUGCUUUGUCCACAACUGGUGUCCAGAAUGAGUUGGCUCAGGAAUACCUCAAUCCAAACCAGGAUCUUGACCUCAGCGAUUACCUAAACUUUCCUGAAACUACAACAGGUACUGCGGUACAGUUGACGCAGACAGAUGCGAACGAUAACCAUCCCAUGUGGUCCCUCGUCGAUAAAUUCCCAUAUACCAACUAUGAGAACUCAGAAGAGCUGGACCAGGUGAAUGACUUAGGUCGUGUCUGGCAGUAG
Molecule: messenger RNA, 2055 nt
Organism: Alternaria burnsii
Lineage: Eukaryota; Fungi; Ascomycota; Dothideomycetes; Pleosporales; Pleosporaceae
Exons: 3
Coding region: 1-2055 (684 amino acids)
Source: RefSeq, a predicted model, not a curated record